AUGUCGGCGGUAGCCCUGGCCUUCGGUGACUACUCACUACUAACUACAGAAUACGAUGACGAGCAAUUCCAGGCUUCUAUUUGCAAUAUGCACUCCAACAUCAUUCGCCUGAUCAGCGUUGCCAGCGCCGUGGCUGCUUCGGCUAUUCCUACCCCAUAUUUCUCUGAAGAGGCACGACUCAUAAACAAGAAAGGAACCCCUAUCUACGACCAAGAGUACCGCGCAGCUAGGUUGUCCAAAAUGUAUGGUGAGGACUGGCGGGAAAAGGCCAUUCCUAAACUCGUCCUCGGUCUAUACCUAUCAAAUCAACCUUUGGUUACUUGUAUGCUAGACGCAUGGUACCGUUUAAUCCAGGCAGAUGCUAAGAAGCUGGAAGACGUUCCAAAGGUGCUCAUACCGGGGAGGUUGCACAACAGUGGCGAGAAAGCGCUCAAGGAAUUCGUCCAAGAUCAAGACGGGAAUUUCGAGUUCGAGAGAACUCUACGAUUCGCUGAACGGUCGCAGCUGCCGCCGGGGUGGACAGAUCCGUUUAAGGGGCCAGGAAACAUCUGCGAGAUGUUGAUCCCACCGGCCAUGGUUCAUCAUAACGAGUUAGGGUUAAAGGCGUAUUGCUACGACUCCGUGGACAAGCUCCCUGUCUCUGACGUGAUAUCGUAUGAAUUCCAUAACAUGCAGAGGCCCAGCAAGUAA
Anthostomella pinea is the source of this 690-nucleotide messenger RNA. NCBI's taxonomy places the organism in Eukaryota, Fungi, Ascomycota, Sordariomycetes, Xylariales, Xylariaceae. The record is from the annotation of a GenBank genome assembly.